AUGGCCGAAACCGGUGUGGGUGAUGCCCUGCUACCAGCAACCGCUCUUGCUGUGGCCUUGGUCGCCCUUGAUGAGGUCCAACGCAACGACUUGUCGCAAGAAGAGGAGGAGGAUCGUGCGCCCGACCUUCCCCGCCCUAAACUCUUAAGAGGACAGCGAAAGAGGAAAGACGUGGAGAAAUGCGCUUGGGCACAGAUGUUGGAGAAUAAGGACCUCGAGGACAGCAACAGCAAAGCCUCCAAGCAGUUUCGCCUUGACUUCCGCGUCCCCUAUAGCUUCUUUCUGCGGCUCGUGGCGUUGGUGAAGAGCAAGGACUGGUUCACAACUUCUGGCUGCGAUGCAGCAGGUCGGCAAAGCCACCCAGUGGAGCACAAGGUAGGCUGA
This is a messenger RNA of Ectocarpus sp. CCAP 1310/34, 384 nucleotides long. The record is from the annotation of a GenBank genome assembly. Lineage: Eukaryota; Phaeophyceae; Ectocarpales; Ectocarpaceae.